This is a messenger RNA of Rhododendron vialii, 468 nucleotides long. RefSeq lists its product as uncharacterized. The transcript has a single exon. The record is from RefSeq and is a predicted model, not a curated record. Bases 1 to 468 code for a protein of 155 amino acids. Lineage: Eukaryota; Viridiplantae; Streptophyta; Magnoliopsida; Ericales; Ericaceae.
AUGGCAUGCGCCCCGUACAAGGCACUGUUGGAGCAAUUGGCGGCCCAAGGCCACCUCGACCAGUACAUUGAUCAAACCAAAACACCCACCCGUCAACCUGCCGAAAAUCCUAACCCAAAUGAGCCACGGCCGACGAUACACGUUAUCCACGGCCCAAUGACAAAGGAAUCUGAAACAAGCCUGCAUGCUGAUCUCGAUCGUGCAUCCACUUCUAAGCAGGUACUCGCUGUAGGACCUGGAUCCAAACGUCCAUGUCUAGAAGAAUUGCCUAAGUGGACAAUAACCUUCACCGAGCGCGACCUCGAGCAUGUGCAAACCCCACACUCUGACGCCCUCAUUGUAACUGUCCAAAUUGGAGUCCACGACGUCAAGCGCGUCCUCAUCGAUCAGGGAAGCUCAGCAGUGGUCAUGUACUAUGACUUGUUCAAAAAAAUUGAUCUACCAGAAUCGACAUUGCAACCCGCCUAA